AUGAAUUUGGCUAGUAAAUUCCAACAAAGCCAGGGCCAACAACCCCAAUCGAAUCUUCAAGCACAACAAAUUUUAUUACAACAACUUCACCAAGGGCUGUCUCACCCACAACAACAACAACAACAACAACAACAACAACAACAACAACAACAACAACAACAACAGCAGCAGCAGCAGCAUCAGCAACCGCCACAACAGCAGCAGCAGCCACCACAACAACAGCAACAGCCACAGCAACAAGUAUCAUCUAAUGGACUAAGUGCUGGAUUCCAACCAGGUGAAAGUUUUAAUGACAAUUUAAAUGGGCUAUAUCAAAACAACUAUCUGCGAGCUCAGCCAAAUUUGCAACAACAAUUUUUCCCUCAGUUUCAGCAAAAUCAGCUGAAGCAGGCUGGCGGAAAUAGCCUCAAUAUUGGUAGUGGUACAUCGCAAUUGCAACAACCAUAUCAAGCUAAUCAUUUACCAAGGCAAGGGCCUCAUUUUCAACAACAGUUUUAUAACCAACAACAAGCUGUGGCUCUUCAAAAGCAGCAGCAGCAACAACAACAGCAACAACAACAACAACAACAACAACAGCAGCAGCAACAACAACAGAACAUACACCAAGCACAACAGAUACAAUUACAAGGAUCUCAAAUACAAACUCCCAUUCAAAAGGCUAGCACUUUGCACGUUGACAAUCCCAACACUAAUUUCUGGCAACAUCAACAACAGUUGUGUCAGAUUUCCAGGGCAUCAACUGAUCCUCACAACUACGCAAGACAAUAUGCAUCCAACUCAAGAAAAUUAAAGAACCCAUAUGCUGAAACUAAAUCAAUCGGACUCAUUGAAGCUACGAAAGUCAUUGUUGCUAGUAUUGAAGAAGAAGAACAGAAAAAGAAACUUGCAACCAGGGACCCAGCAAGUGCAGCAUUGUUACAUAAUAAGAAAAUCACCCAAGGUCUUGACGAUGAUUCAAUGGAGGAACAAAGAAUGCGGUUAAAAACUCAAGGACGUCAAUUGUGGUGCCAACUUGAUUUAAGUGGACAAGGAUUGGUUAACCUUUCACCAAAGUUGUUUCAUUAUGACUUUUUGGAGUCGUUGUACCUAAACAAUAACAAGUUGACUAGUAUACCACCUGAUAUUAGCAAAUUGAGAAGUUUACGAACUCUUGAUUUAUCGCACAAUCGAAUUGGUGAAUUACCCUCAGAGCUUGGCUUAUGUUUCAACUUGAGGUUCUUGUAUCUUUUCGACAAUAAUAUCAGGUCGUUACCUGCUUCUUUUGGUAAUUUGUUUGAGCUUCAAUUCCUUGGUGUAGAGGGGAACCCGCUUGAUUUGAACAUUGCCAACUUAGUGGCUGAAAAAGGCACAAAGGAACUAAUAGCUGCCAUUAGAGAUCAAAAGUCUACAACAACAUCACCUGAACCUCGUCAUUGGUUACAAGUGGAAGAUGAUGGUGAGGUUGUUGACACCAAGGAGCCUUAUAAACACGAGCAAAGUUCUGGUAAUGCAUUCACAUUGAUGUCAUACAACACCUUGUGUCAGCAUUAUGCAACACCCAAAAUGUACAAAUUUACUCCUUCAUGGGCUUUACAAUGGGAGUAUAGAAGAGAGUUGUUGGAGAAGGAGGUUUUGAAUUAUAGUACUGAUGUGAUAUGUAUGCAAGAGGUUGAAACUAGAACUUAUAUGGAGUUUUGGGCACCAUUGUUGGCACAAAAGGGUUACAGGGGUUUGUUUUUUAGCAAAACGAGAUCAAAGACAAUGAGUGAAAAUGAUUCGAAGAAAGUUGAUGGUUGCGCCACUUUUUACAAGGUGGAUAAAUUUACCUUGGUGCAUAAGCAAAAUUUUGAAUACAAUAGUGUGUGCAUGGGAUCCGACAAAUAUAAAAAGACCAAAGAUUUAUUCAAUAGAUUUAUGAAUAAAGACAACAUUGCCUUGAUUUCAUACUUGGAACAUAAGGAAACUGGAGAACGUAUUUGUUUUGUCAAUACCCAUUUACACUGGGAUCCAGCAUUCAAUGACGUCAAGACAUUACAAAUUGGUAUUCUUUUGGAAGAAUUGCAAGGUUUUAUCAAAAAGUAUCAACAAACAUCAUCAAUGGAAGAAGUUAAAAAAGCACCUCUUGUCAUUUGUGGUGAUUUCAAUUCAGUCAAACAAUCAGCCGUGUAUCAGUUAUUCUCCACCGGAUCAUCCAAAGAUCAUAGUGAUUUAUCAGGUAAGGAUUAUGGAAAAUUCACCGAGUCCGGAUUCCAUCAUCCUUUUAAAUUAAAAUCGGCUUAUGAUGCUGUUGGAGAAUUGCCAUUUACAAACUUGUCACCGGCCUUUACCGACAAUAUUGAUUACAUAUGGUACUCAACGUCGAAGCUUCAAGUGAAGGGGUUAUUGGGUGAAAUUGAUAAAAAGUAUGUAUCACAUUGUAUUGGAUUUCCUGAUCCAAAUUUCCCCUCGGAUCAUGUACCUAUAUUAGCCAAAUUUCAAAUAAAGAAAUAA
Molecule: messenger RNA, 2469 nt
Organism: Lodderomyces parapsilosis
Lineage: Eukaryota; Fungi; Ascomycota; Pichiomycetes; Serinales; Debaryomycetaceae
Gene: CCR4
Product: CCR4-NOT core exoribonuclease subunit
Exons: 1
Coding region: 1-2469 (822 amino acids)
Biological process (GO): nuclear-transcribed mRNA poly(A) tail shortening
Cellular component (GO): cytoplasm; nucleus; CCR4-NOT complex
Molecular function (GO): poly(A)-specific ribonuclease activity; protein binding
Source: RefSeq, a predicted model, not a curated record